Molecule: messenger RNA, 2894 nt
Organism: Pungitius pungitius (ninespine stickleback)
Lineage: Eukaryota; Metazoa; Chordata; Actinopteri; Perciformes; Gasterosteidae
Product: G-protein coupled receptor 135
Exons: 3
Coding region: 453-1919 (488 amino acids)
Biological process (GO): G protein-coupled receptor signaling pathway
Cellular component (GO): plasma membrane; endosome
Molecular function (GO): G protein-coupled receptor activity
Source: RefSeq, a predicted model, not a curated record
UAGGUAGAGAAGGCACGAGAGAGAGAGAGAGAGAGAGAGAGAGAGGGAGAGAGAGUUGUGCGAGUUGGUGAGCUCGUGCAUAAUCGCGUCUCCACUUGGCUUCUGUGACGCGGGCCUCGGUCUGUUAUGAUGGAGAUAUAGAGAAGAAUAGUUUCCCCUACAGACAUAAACAAGGUCCGAGCUGCAGUCUCUUUCGUCUUCGCACUAAUGGACUGACUCGGUUCUCUUCGAGGGGCCACACCGCGAGGAGCCCGAAGACCAGCGGGGACCCUCCGUCCGUCCCGGGGGGUCGCAGCCAGAGGAGCCGAGGCGGGACCCGGAGAGCCGGGGGACGGAUGGAGAGGCGCGGGGUGGACGCACCGGCACUAAGGAAGAAGCGUUGCAUGAUGAAUCCUUCGUGGAAUGACUGUAAUCUGAAUGGAUGACUCCCAUGCUGCGUUCCCGCUUCAUCGAUGGAUUCGCCCAUUGGACCCCCCCUGUGGGGCAGCAGCGGCAACACCUACACGACUGACCCCUCCGGUCCAAGCUUCACCAACCAGCUGGGCACCCCCUCACCUGCUGUGCCAAGGGUGGUUUCCAUAGUGACCAGCCUAGUGAGCGCCACCACCCAGGCCACAGUGGGCAACACAGGAAACCUGUCGACUUUCGGAGCUCAAAGGGGGAGCGAGCUCGACCUGUUCCACCAGGCGUCCACCCCGUCGGUGCUGAGCGCCGCCGAGAGUAACUCCGUCCUGCAGGGCGUCGCCGUGGCCACCCAAGCCCUGGUGCUCCUCUUCAUCUUCCUCCUCUCCAGCCUCGGCAACUCCGCUGUCGUCGUCGUCAUCAUCAAGCACCGCCAGCUGCGUACGGUGACCAACGCCUUCAUCAUGUCGCUGUCGCUGUCUGACUUCCUCACGGCCGUGCUGUGUCUGCCCUUCUCCUUCGUCAUGCUCUUCAGCAAGGAUGGCACCUGGAUGUUCGGAGACCGGUUCUGCGUGGCCAACGGCUUUUUUAACAGCUGCUUUGGAAUCAUCUCCACCUUGACUAUGACUUUGAUCUCUUUUGACAGGUACUACGCCAUAGUGAGGCAGCCGCAGGCCAAGAUAGGGCCCCAGAGAGCAACUCAGUUGUUGAUUGCCGUGUGGGUGACUGCAGUCCUCUUCUCUCUGCCUUGGUAUCUGUUGGUCCGAACACCCGCGGAAAUCCAUAAGCGAGGCUUCUACCACUGUAUGUACGCGUUCCACUCUGGGACCUCGCGCAUGGGGACGGCCUACAGCGUCUGCCUUAUCGUGGUGUGUUUUUUACUGCCCUUCUCCCUCAUGUGCUUCUGUCACUACAACAUCUGCAAGACGGUUCGUCUCUCUGAAAUACGAGUUAGGCCAGUGACCACAUACGCGUAUUUGCUGCGAUUCUACAGUGAAAUGCGAACUGCCACCACAGUUCUGAUUAUGAUCGUCUUCAUCAUUUUUUGCUGGGGUCCAUAUUGUCUGAUGGGGCUUGUUACAGCCAUGGGGGAAUACACGUUCAACCCUGCGAUGGACACCGUGGCCAUCUGGCUAGCCUGGGCCAACGGAGCCAUCAACCCUCUGAUCUACGCUCUGAGGAACCCCAAUAUCUCCAUGUUGCUGGGACGGAGCAGAGAGGAGGGCUAUCGGACCAGAAACAUUGCCGCUUACCUCUCCGGCCAGAGCCAGAACCAGGAAAUUCGGCUGAACCGAGCAGAGAGGAUAAGGGACCGCUACGUGAGUCGCGUGGGCGUCAACAAUAACAACCGGCUGUCCAGUUCCAGUCCCAGGAAAGGACCAGGGGGAGGAGAGGUGGCCAUGUGGGCCUGUAAGAACCCUGCUGUGUUCUUCUGCCGGGACGCUCAAGCCGACACGGCUACACUAGCCAACUCCGCCAGUGCCCCAAAGAUGAAGACAGCUGACACCAGCCUGUGACACACUGGGAGAAUGAUUUACCCUCUUACCCUUGGUUUUAAUCUCAUCUGUAUUUGUUUAGGCACUGGAGACUGCUAUCACCUGUUUGUAAAAGAAAUGGGAAAACUUCUAGUAUGUGGGAAGACAAUAGCUGGAUGACACAAGGGGUAUCAUCACGUUCUUACCUUACAUUGUUACCAUACUUCAUUACCUACGUUGUUACCUAUGUUGUCUCGUCAAGUUAUGUUGUUACCCUACAUUGUUUUGAACAUUGUUGCGUACAUCCUUACUGUACACUGUUGCGUACAUUGUCACAUUACGUUGUUUACUUAAGUUGUCAUGUUAUUAAUUGACAACGGUCCCGAUCCUUUUUCUAACCCUUCAGUAACUUGUUUUGCAGCCUAACUCUGAACAAACAUUGCAUGACGUUGACAUGUUGCAUUGUGCCUUUCUGCAGACGUGAACUUUUGCUGAAACCUGUGCUGCCACUAUUUUUUCGGGGCGGCUUGGUAGGAUUUUGCCCUGUGGCCACGUCCACUGAUUGCGCCAACUCUAUUUAGAUUUGGUCCAGAAAAUGUUUUUUUUUCAUGUUAGUGUGACCAGACCAAUAGGGAGGUGCUUGAAUUGAACCAAAACUUACCCUUGGAGGUUUUAGACCAACAACUGUGCCUAUGAUGAGUCAUAUGGUUCAUUUUGAAAGUCACCAGUCAUCAGACUAUAUAUUAUCUCGUGUGAGCUUUUUGCAUUCCCAUUUUGUCUAUCUGUUAGCCUGUUGUUGAAUUAUUCUUAUACUUGUUAGGCAUGACUUGUUUUAUGAUGAUUAUGUGUAAAAGUGUCUUUUAGAUGAGGUCUUUGAAGGGACUUCAAACUGUUGAAACUGUCCGAUCAGCAGGUUUAUUAUGAGUUUAUUCUUAUGGCCUUGUCAUAUAGGAUCAUGUCAAACGUUGACUCACAUUCACAUCUCAUUUGCUUAUAUUAAAAACAUCCUGCUGGUUA